Messenger RNA from Paramisgurnus dabryanus, 3844 nucleotides. RefSeq names its product ecotropic viral integration site 5a (gene evi5a). Gene Ontology annotation, molecular function: small GTPase binding; GTPase activator activity. The record is from RefSeq and is a predicted model, not a curated record. Gene Ontology annotation, biological process: regulation of GTPase activity. NCBI's taxonomy places the organism in Eukaryota, Metazoa, Chordata, Actinopteri, Cypriniformes, Cobitidae.
AGCAUUUAGCAUACUUUUAGCAUUAUUUUACUGUAGUCAAAUUCAUAGAUACUAUAAACAAAAUCGUUUUUUAACUUUACUAUAGUAAACAUAAAGUAUAAUACAGUAUUAACGACAGUAAUACUACAGAAUAUUAGGCUUAUGUAUACAUUAAGUGUUUUACAAUUUACUGCAGUUUACUAAAGUAAAUAAAUAUUACAGUAUAGUAUAUUCUACAGUAUUUUCAUGUGCUCCAAAAUAUAGGCCUAGACAUGUUACAAAUGUUUUGUUUCAUUUCAUGAGACCAAUGUGUGAACCAUGGGCUACAUAUCACAGUUCUCAUUCUUAAAAAAAUAAUAAUCACCAAGUUGAAUUAAGCAUAAUGCACAAUAGCUUGUUUCAGUAGCCUAAAGUUAUAAGCCAUUAUUGCAAUUCACCUUAAAACCACAACUUGGACAAUUACAUAGAGCAACCCUUCAAGAUAGAUUCAGGAAAGUAAAAAGCAACUCUACAUUAACCGUUCAUCAAAUACAUAACCACAUUCGAGCAUUAACUGUUAACUUCCUUAAUAUUGGGUGUGUCAAAAUAACAUGUAGUUGUUUCUCAGCUACUGUGUUGACACACUGUCCGGUAUGGGCAAUUUUAUUUGUUGUUAAAUAAAUUAUUUGUGUCAUUAAAUUAAAGAGUAGCUUUUCUUCAUACUUUGUCUAAUAAGAUUGCCCCACACUGAAGAUGAUUGCUAUUGCUUAUCUCUGCUGUCAGACCGGUUUUGUUUCUCAGGUGAUCAUCAUUACCCCUUUGACAGCUAAAAUUUGUGAGAAGUUUGUGAGAAGAGGAACUGCUCAGUCAGGUUACUUUAAAAACAAGCCCCUUAGUCAUUGGCUGAGCUGUUGUUUUUGAGGAACUUUGACCAGCUUGUAAGCGAGUCUGUUAUAAAGUAGCAUGUGAUUGUGUUGCUGUAGAUUUUCUUCUUCGGUAAGAAAAAAAAAACAGGUGUGACAGUCAGUAAGCAAAUGUGAUUAAAUUUAAAGGGCAGAUUUUUGAAGAUCAGUGCACCCUCAUAUGUAAGGACACCUGCAUACAGCUGACUGCUGAAGACUCAGAUCAUAAGAGGUCCCCGUUUCACUCUGAACCAAUGACUGAAGCCAAUCUGCCUCUCUCACUGGAAUCACAGCUCAGUCCAGAUGAGAUGAAGUUACUUGCUAAACUAGAGGAACAGAACAGGCUGCUAGAAAAGGACAGCAAGUCUGUAAAUGGUGUCCUGCAAAGUCCCACCUCACCCAAGAUCUUUAAUUUUGAAGAGAACACAUGGGAUCAAGUGGUUAAAGAAUGGGACGACUGGAGCAAAAACAAAGUUGGACAACUCAAGGAGCUGAUCAGGAGAGGGAUCCCGACUUACCUGAGGUCACACCUGUGGCAGCUACUGUGUGAUGCUCAGAAUGUGGCCGCUCGGCAGGAGUUUCCACAUCUGCUGAAAAGCUCUUGUCACUCUGAAACACUGAUACGCAAAGGCCUGGCGCGCAUCCUACCACAACACCAGCUGUUUCAGAACAGGGCAAGCGAGGAGGCGAUGUUUAAUGUGCUGAAGGCUUACUCUGUCUUAGACCAGGAAAUUGGGUACAGUCAGGGAUGUGUGUAUAUUGUGGGUCUGUUGAUCACGCAGAUGUCUGAAGAAGAGGCCUUCUGUGUGUUUGUGAGACUUAUGAAGGACUUCCAACUGAGGGAGCUCUAUAGAUCCACUACGGUUGAACUUGACUGCUGCAUUUACCAGCUAGACUCUAUUAUCCAGGAGCAGCUUCCAGAUCUUCACUCUCACUUCCAGACUCAGGGUUUCCACACCUCGUUGUUUUCCUCAUCCUGGUUUCUCCACAUCCUCCUGUCUUCCCUGCCCAUCACAGCUGCCCUGAGAAUUUUUGACAUUUUCAUGUGUGAGGGGCUGGAGAUCGUGUUCAGGGUUGGUUUGGCUAUGCUUUACAUAAAACAAGCAAAACUUAUGAAGCUUGAUAUAGAGGGCAUGAUGCAGUGCUUGAAGAAUUUAGCACAAGAAGAUUUAGAUCCUGACAGGUUGAUUGAAGCAGCAUAUUACAUAAAAUACAACCCCAGAAGAAUGAAACAAUUAAGAAAAGAGUAUGCAUCUAUCAAGGCAAAAGAGCUGGAAGAACAAGAAGAACUAAAUGCGCUAUAUUCAGAAAACAAGCUUUUAAAGCAGAGACUUGACAUACUGGAGAAGAGAUGUUCAGAAAAACUGGUGUCACAGCUGAAGGAAGAGCUGGAGAAGACUCAGCUGAAUGCUACCAAGUCCCUCAGCACUUUAAAAGAGAUGCAGGCUAAGUUCUUGCAGAUGGAGAGCAGCACUGGGCCGGAUGAGGACAGUGUGGUGUACCUGCAGGGGGAGCUGAUCAACUAUAGACUGCGGGAGGCAGAGGCUCUCACCAGACUUAAAGACCUUAAACAGCAAAUUAAAAACAUGGAUGAGAAGUGGCAGAUACAUUGUGGAGGUCAGCAGAAGGGCUGCGAUGCGCAGAAUGUCCUGCAGGUGGAGCUGUUGAAAGAAACUGUUACUAAGGCUGCACUUAUUGAGAGCCGUCACAGACUGCUGCAACUACAGACAGAGAAUGACAUUAAGAGGAACCAGCUAAAGCGAAUUGAGGCACAUGUUCAUAACCAACGAGAGCGUCUACAGGAGCUGACAACACACAACCAAGAUCUACACAAGCAGUUACAAUGGAGCAGGAAGCAGUUUUCAGCUGGUAAAUACAAGCAAAACUCGGAAGAAAAGCAGAAAGAAGAUGCAGAAGACAUGGCCGUCAUUGGAGAUCUUAAAAAGCAGAUUGCAAAGUUACAAGUUCAAAUUCACAGCCUCUCUAAGUGAACGACAUCAUUUUCCCAACCCUCGCUGAGAACUUCGACAUCCGCCUCUGUGGAGCGACACCUAAAAAUGGACAGCUGCCCUGGUGUCCCGUCAUCCAGUCUCCAGAAGCCAUCCAAUGAAACACUGAAGACAUGCUAUUAACAGCACUGCCCACCACAGUUUCUGUGUGCACUGGGCAGAGUCUUUACAGCUUCAGGUACAAGAUGGCGUACAGUAUGUCAUCAAAUGUGAUGUGGAAUCAUACAGAGGCACACUGUGACAGUUUCACCAUUAACACUUAAAAGUGACACCAAGAUUUCUCUCAUUCUUGCCAUAAAAGGAUGCGGGAUGCACAGUCUAACAGUUAAACACCACACAACACGUGUAAGAGGUGUGAGUGUGAUGCCAUUCUGUCACACGCUACAAUGGGUUUUAGAGUCAUUUUACUAAAGGAGACCCAUUACAUGAUUGGACAACAGUGAUUUUAGGCAAACUAGAUUUUAUUUGUAUUUUUUUGUGGUGUGUCAAAACUAUUACAUUUUGAUUCUAGUCUCAGAAGAUUUACAAUACAGUUACAUUUUUAACUUUGAUGACAGACUUUGCAUGUGUUUGUCUGUGCACUGACAUGUGAAUGCACAUUCAGGAUUAUAGAUGACACAAACCAAUAAACCACAUACAUUUUGGUCUCCCUUAUGUCUUGUAAUGCACUAUUACGCAUGAGAAAAAUAUACUUGAAUGUACUAAAAUACAUAUUUAAAUUUGUAUUAUUUUUGUGCUAAAUAAAAUAAUAAAAUUGAUACACUGCAAAUAUACUCUUCAUUAAAUGUAUAGCACUAUUAUUCUAUAUUAAGUACAAAAUUGGUGCUUUAAAAUGACAUUUAAAUAAAGCUUUUUUAGUGCAGCCUUUUCACUUUUUUGUGUAUUUACUUACAUGGAUGUUGUAACAGUAAUAAAAUAUUAAAGAUUACUAGUCUCUGUUGGCCCAUUUGAUCGAUCUGAUAUGAACUCAACAGA